AUGGCAUCUACGUCAGUCAAUGCAAAAUCGGAAAAAAAAGGUAUCCGAGUUUGGAUGGAUGGAUGUUAUGAUAUGGUUCAUUUCGGUCAUGCCAAUGCAUGUCGACAAGCAAAAGAAAUGGGCGAUUAUUUAGUUGUUGGCGUUCAUUCAGAUGCUGAAAUAACAAAACACAAAGGACCACCAGUAUUCAACGAAGAAGAACGAUAUAAAAUUGUUCGUGCAAUUAAGUGGGUUGAUGAAGUUGUCGAAAAUGCACCGUAUGUUACCACAUUGGAAACAUUAGAAGAAAAUGAUUGUGCUUUCUGUGUGCACGGAGAUGAUAUAACAGUGACAGCCGAUGGUAUCGAUACUUAUCAUAUUGUUAAAACAGCUGGAAGAUAUAAAGAAUGUAAACGAACAGCGGGUGUUUCAACAACUGAUCUUGUCGGAAGAAUGUUGUUGAUGACAAAAUCUCAUCAUGAACGCGAUGAUAGACUACCCGAUCGUGAAGAAACUCGACGUAUGAGUACAAGUGGUUGUACAUCGAGUCCGUGGACAGGGGCAUCACAGUUUUUACCUACAACAAAUAAAAUUAUUCAAUUUUCAAAUGGACGUGAACCAAACCCCGGUGAUCGUAUUAUUUAUACAGCUGGUGCCUAUGAUUUAUUUCAUGUUGGACACGUGGAUUUUCUUGAAAAAGCGAAAGCAUUAGGAGAUUAUCUAAUUGUUGGCUUACAUACGGAUCGAGUUGUAAAUCGCUACAAAGGUAGCAAUCAUCCAAUUAUGAAUAUUCAUGAACGUGUUUUAUGCUAUGUUGACGAAGUUGUUAUCGGAGCACCCUACUCUGUUUCUCUGGAUUUGAUGAAUCAUUUCAAAGUUGACUUAGUAUUACACGGUCAGACAGAAUGUGACCCAGAUGCAGACGGUCGAGAUCCAUACGAAAUGGGUAAAGAUACGAAAUUAAAAAAGAAAAAAUCAAAAAAAUCCAGUCAACAGCAGCUAUCGUCGACGGCAGCAUCAGCUACAAAUGAUGUCAAAAUGAAAACGAAUGCAUCGUCAGAAGGAGUAGAGGAUGACGACGAUGAAAAUUAUGAAGAUAUGGAAUCGGAUACAACUGGAACUGCAACAGCAGCCACUUCAUCUAAAGUUUAUCUACCUGGUGAUCCAUUGAAUGAGGACGAAGAAUUAAUACGAGAUGAUAAUGCCUAUGAAUUGUUUCAUGAAGCUCAAACAGGCAAUUUCGAUAUAAUACCAGAUACAUUGGGCAUGAAUCGUUCACAAUAUCCACAUACUGUGUUUAUUGUUUGUGGUACACAAGCAGAAAAAACCGAUCGAAACAGUGUUAUGGUUAUUAAAAUGUCAAAUUUAGUUAAAACACAAAAGGAUUCAGAAAAAGAAGAAGAUUCCGAUAAUGAUGAUAGCGAAGAUGAAGAAGAAGAUUUGAAGCCUGAAUUUGAAUCAGCCUCUUUGAAACAUAUUGGUGGUGUAAAUAGAAUACGAUGUAAAUUAGUUGGUGAUAGAAAAUUAGCGUCAACAUGGUCGGAGACUGGUAAAGUACAUAUCUGGGAUCUGACACGUUUAUUACAUGCCGUCAAUGACUCAUCUAUAAUGGCUAGUUAUGUGAGAAAUCAAGAAUCACCAAAACCAUUAUUUACAUUUAAUGGACAUACGACAGAAGGUGUACUUGUAACGGGUGAUUGUACAAAAAAUAUUCAUGUUUGGAAACCAAAUGGAACUGGUUGGUUUGUUGAUCAACAGCCAUAUGUUGGACAUACAGGAUCCGUGGAAGAUAUUCAAUGGUCACCGAAUGAACAGAGUGUAUUUGCAUCAUGUAGUGUUGAUAAAAGUAUUCGCAUAUGGGAUAUUCGAGCUGUUCCAUCAAAAGCGUGUAUGUUAGUUGAACAAAAUGCUCACACAACCGAUGUGAAUGUAAUUAGUUGGAAUAAUAAAGAACCGUUCAUUUUAUCCGGUGGUGAUGACGGUUUUAUUAAAGUUUGGGAUUUAAGACAAUUUUCACAUGGUACACCUGUUGCAUCAUUUAAACAUCAUCAUUCAUCCAUAACAAGUGUUGAAUGGCAUCAUACUGAUUCAAGUGUAUUCGCCGCAGCUGGUGCAGACAAUCAAGUAACAUUAUGGGAUUUGGCUGUCGAAAAAGAUGACGAAUCAGCCAAUAACAAAACAUCACUUACGAGUGUCGUUAGUGAUAAUCAAUUAGAAAAUUUGCCUGAUCAAUUGCUAUUUAUUCAUAUGGGACAAACGGAUAUUAAAGAAUUACAUUGGCACAAACAAAUACCCGGUCUGCUGGUUACAACAGCACAAAAUGGUUUUAAUGUUUUUAAAACAAUAAGUGCUUAA
Messenger RNA from Didymodactylos carnosus, 2334 nucleotides. NCBI's taxonomy places the organism in Eukaryota, Metazoa, Rotifera, Eurotatoria, Philodinida, Philodinidae. The record is from the annotation of a GenBank genome assembly.